AUGGCCAUCUUGACUCGCUCACAGGCCGCUAGUCAGGAUUCCAAGGACGUCAAGGAGAUCGACGAAGCAUGUGCUGCCAUUUCGUCUCCCAUCAUCUCUGGCAGCUUUGUGCAGGAAUCAUCCAGCUUCACGGCCCUACAGCCAAUGGCUUCGGGCAGUGACUCUGAUACGCCGAUGUUGGAUCAGCCAGCUUCGCUCACUGGUCUCGACGCCAUCAAGCAGGAGUCCUCCGUCUCCGACAAACUGCCACAGCGUCAACGCCGCACUCUGAAGCUCACAUUACGAGUCAGUAAGCUAGCAGCUGUGUCAAAUACAGACAUUGUCAUGAAGGCUGAGGAGCUUGACAAGACCGUGGUUUUGACUGAGACACAAUCUGCUUCCCAACAAGUUUCAGCAGCUCGUGGCAGAAAGCGUGGCUCUCCCCGUCAAACCCCUGCAAAGAGAAGCAAGAGGUCCGCUGAAGACGCAGACGAUGAUUUCGAAGACGCAAGCGUUUUGAGAAACUUAGACAGCAGCGCGCGCAUAACCCGGUCACUGCGCGUUCGCACCGUGCAAGGGACAGUCACUGGAGCAAUUGCCUCUGCCGGCAUAGCCAAAGAGGAUACCCCCAAAGCAGCCAAAGGCGAUACCCGUCCUGCCUUCAUCACCAUAAAGGUGCCGGGCCUCGUCAAGUUCUACAAAAAAUGGAGGCUUCGGCCCCAAAGACGCCUUAACAAGAAAGGUUUCAGCUUUGCCCGCAACCAGUUGCCCUUCUGGUGCUCUCCAACGGGAUACGAGCUGCGUGAGGUCGUGAAGAUCCUGGAAGCAGAGCGCAUGGUGUUGACCAAGUCUGUUGCGCAAACCGAAACAGCAGCGAAGCCGUUUCAUGCUGCGAGAGGCCUUACCGUUGACAGCCUUGUCCGCGUCAUUCUUUCCCAGGCCUUGUCCAACGAGGUCGCUUUGGACAUGCAGCAGGCCCUGAUCUACAACUAUCCCUAUGAGGUUGAUGGGGAGAUGUACGAGGGUACCAAACCAAACUACCACGAGAUUCGGGAGCAGAGUGUAUCCAAGCUUCUCAAAAUCCUGACCGGAGCUGGGCUGCAAGGCGUCAAAGCCCUCCCGAUCAAAGACUGCCUGAAAAUCAUCUACGAGAAGAACUUGUCGCUUCUGAAACCUGGUGAAGUUGUCUAUUGCGGACAAGAGCCUGGCGCCAAAGACUUUGUGCCCGGAUUGCUCUCAAUGGAUUUCAUCUGGGAUGCAUACAGACAAGGUGGCAAACAAGCUGCGUUCAAUGCACUCACCGCGCUUCCUCAGGUCGGGGUCAAAACAGCAGCUUGCCUCAUGAGUUUCAACAUGGGCAUCCCGGUCUUCGCCGUCGAUACGCAUGUCGCCGCAAUGUCAAAGCUUCUUGGCUAG
Molecule: messenger RNA, 1395 nt
Organism: Cladophialophora carrionii CBS 160.54
Lineage: Eukaryota; Fungi; Ascomycota; Eurotiomycetes; Chaetothyriales; Herpotrichiellaceae
Exons: 3
Coding region: 1-1395 (464 amino acids)
Biological process (GO): base-excision repair
Molecular function (GO): catalytic activity
Source: RefSeq, a predicted model, not a curated record